AUGACUUCAAAUCAUGAAUCUGAAAUUUUUAAUCAAGAAAUUGAUAAUGGAGAUGUCCAGCAACAAAAUUCAAAUGAAAUGCAUCAUCUCCCCGAUUUAAACAUCAAUGUAGCACAAAAUAUUGAUCUUAAUAUCAUUCCAAAUUCUCCACUGCAAUUUUCGUUUGACUUGAAUGUGCAACCAUUUGAUACAUGUUUGAAUGAAGAUGUCCAGGAGCAUAUUGAAAGUGAACAGUAUGAAGAAAAUUAUGCAGAAAAUAGCAAUGUACUACAUGAAGAUAUUGGAUUAGAAUCUACGGAGAAAAGUGUUGAUGGAAAAUUGAAAAGAGGAAUGACCAGCUUAGUGGCGUCGCAAUUUUCACUUCAUAUACGGUAUGUUCAACGUAUUUGGAAACUUGCCGAGAACAAAGGAGUGCAUGCUGAUGUGUCUAGUAAAAGGGCAGGAAAUUGUGGGCGCAAGAGAGUAGUAGACCUUGAUCGAGUUCGUGACAUUCCUUUGAAAAAAAGAACAACUAUUAGAGAUCUUUCUGAAGCAUUGGACGUGAGUAGGGGCACUUUGUCAAGAUGUAUUCGGUCAAAAGAAAUACGAAAAAACUCAAAUGCUAUAAAACCUGCAUUAACGGAAGGAAAUAAAGCUCGAUUACAAUUUUGCAUAUCAAUGCUUGAUAGUGCUAGCAUAGAUCAUGAUCCAAUUUUCAAGGGGAUGUAUAACACCGUUCACAUUGACGAGAAGUGGUUUUAUUUGAAAGAAAAGUCUAAGAAGUUUUACUUGGUCCAUGAUGAAGAAGAUCCAAUUUUCAGUUGUCAAAGCAAAAAUUACAUACCAAAAAUCAUGUUUUUAGUGGCCAUUGCUAGACCAAGAUUUGAUGCACAAGGAAAAGAAAUAUUCUCCGGGAAAAUUGGUGCAUUUCCCUUAAUAACAAGAGAGCCAGCUAGAAGGUCUAGUGUAAAUAGACCUGCUGGUACACUUGAGACAAAACCAAUACAAUUGAUUACUAGAAAUGUCAUCAAGAAAUGUGUGCUUGAGCAAGUUGUACCUUCCAUGAUGGAACUAUGGCCAAUUGAAGAAAGGGGUCAACCAAUAUUUAUUCAACAAGACAAUGCAAAAACACACAUUGAUUCUGAAGAUCAAGAUUUUCGUUGUGUAGCCUCACAAAAUGGAUUUGAUAUUCGUUUGGUGCGUCAACCACCAAACUCUCCUGAUUUAAAUGUUUUAGAUCUUGGUUUCUUUAGGUCAAUUCAAGCCUUACAACACAAGAAGUCUCCUAACUCUGUUGAUGAUCUUGUGGAUGCAGUUCAAAAGUCAUUUGAAGAGUAUGACACUAUCCUGUCAAAUCGUAUAUUUUUAUCACUUCAAUCAUGUAUGAUUGAAAUCAUGAAAGUAAAAGGUACCCACAACUACAAGAUUCCACAUAUGAAAAAAGAACAAUUAGAAAGAAGAAAGGAAUUGCCAACACAAAGGAAAUGUGAUAUUCAAUUGGUGCAAGAGGUUCUUAGUUAUUUAGAUCAAUAG
Molecule: messenger RNA, 1512 nt
Organism: Medicago truncatula (barrel medic)
Lineage: Eukaryota; Viridiplantae; Streptophyta; Magnoliopsida; Fabales; Fabaceae
Exons: 3
Coding region: 1-1512 (503 amino acids)
Molecular function (GO): nucleic acid binding
Source: RefSeq, a predicted model, not a curated record